Brassica napus (rape) is the source of this 504-nucleotide messenger RNA. RefSeq names its product DNA topoisomerase 3-alpha-like. The transcript is spliced from 2 exons. NCBI's taxonomy places the organism in Eukaryota, Viridiplantae, Streptophyta, Magnoliopsida, Brassicales, Brassicaceae. The coding region runs from base 40 to 504 and encodes 154 amino acids. Gene Ontology annotation, molecular function: zinc ion binding; nucleic acid binding. The record is from RefSeq and is a predicted model, not a curated record.
UCAGGCUUAGCAUCGAGAGCAGCCGCGUUAGGAGAGAUAAUGGAAGCAUCAAAGCUGGUAAAGAAGUUUCUGAAGGGACUUCCAAGAACGAAGUUCAUUCACAUCGUAGCUUCGUUAGAACAAGUGUUGGAUCUAAAUUCAACGGGAUUCGAAGACAUUGUUGGGAGAUUGAAGGCUUUCGAAGAACGCAUCAAAGAAGAAACCCAAGAUGAAGAUCAAUCGAAGCUAAUGUUUGUAAAGAAUGAUGCACAAGGUCGUGGAAGCCAUAGCAACUCGCGAGGAAGAGGCAGAGGUAGAGGUUAUGGUGGAAGAGGAAGAGGACAAGGAAGGUCUAAUGGUUCUGAUGGUCAUAACAAAGGAGGAGAAGCUUCAGACAAGACCAAGAAGGACUACUCUAAGGUUAGAUGUUGGCGAUGCGACAAGAUGGGGCACUUCGUGUCACAUUGUCCUACACGACCAAGAGAAGAAGCUAACCUAACGGAAACACAAAAACGGUGUAACUAG